AUGACGACAACUACAGACAUUUUUAAGAAUGAUAUCUUGAAAGGAAAAAUCGCGUUCGUGACUGGAGGUGGAAGUGGGAUAUGUAAAGGUAUGACCGAAGCAUUGCUUACUCAUGGAGCAAGCGCGGUAAUUACGAGCAGAAGUCUCGAGCGUUUAGAGAAGGCAGCUGAAGAAAUGCGUAAAGCUACAGGUGGCGAAAUUUUGCCUGUGGCAGCUGAUGUACGUAAGCCUGACGAGGUUGAAAAAGCCGUAAAGAAAGCUAUUGAAACAUUCGCCGGAAAUUUCCUAGCAUCCGCCGAGACUCUUUCAUCUAACGCUUUCCGUACCGUAGUGGGAAUAGACCUGUUUGGUACUUUUAAUGUCACCAAAGCUUGUUUCCCAUACCUGAAAAAAUCUAAAGGAUCGAUAAUUAAUGUGUCGACGACGUUAUAUUAUAAUGCCACCUUGUUUCAGGCUCACGUUUCAGCCGCAAAAGCAGGAAUCGAUAGUUUGACCAGGACACUUGCAACGGAAUGGGGACCUUAUGGUAUUCGUGUGAACUCUCUCUCGCCAGGAACAAUUGCCGAUACUGAAGGAUUCUCAAGAUUACUACCAGUAGCUGCCAAAGAAAAAACUCUUAAAGAAAUCCCGCUACAACGAUAUGGUAAAAUCGAUGAUGUCAAGCACGCGACUGUUUUUUUAGCGUCAGAUGCUGCUGCUUAUAUAUCAGGUCACAUUUUAGUAGUAGAUGGUGGCGAUUGGUUGAGGAAAGUUGGAGUACUGCCAUAUCCCGCGAGCGUCUUAAAUCCAAACGAAGCUUUGAGUAAAUCAGGAGUUAAAUUAUAA
Molecule: messenger RNA, 825 nt
Organism: Ambispora gerdemannii
Lineage: Eukaryota; Fungi; Glomeromycota; Glomeromycetes; Archaeosporales; Ambisporaceae
Source: the annotation of a GenBank genome assembly